AUGUACGUGGCGCUUGCCGUACUUUGGGUAUUGCUUGUGUGUUGGCUCUUGCUUCUCUCUCUGUGUGCUGCUGGCGGCAAGGAAGGAGGCGGCGCCGCGUGUGGUGCGAUGCGCGGCACCUCCCCGGCUUUGUCGUGUGACUCUGCGGAGGACAUCUAUAACCUGCUGUGUGCCGUGCAGGCGCAGGCAAAUGCGGAUGAGGAGGAGGUGAAGACACGGCGACUUUGCAUCACCAACCAUGAACGCGAGACAGACCGGGCUCAGGAGGAGGCUCGCGACCUCUCAGAGCAGCACGCGAGGGCGUGUGAUGAGUUGAAGGGGAAGCGGCUGCGCGUGGAAGAGCAGCGGCUGCGCCACGCAGGGGCAGUUGAGCACCUUAGCCGCACGAAGCAGGAGGUGGCGGAGGUGAUGGGGGCGCUCUUCGAGUGUGAACUUCCGGUGCAUUCGGCGGUAGAGAAGGGAACGCCGCAGGAGAUUUUGUCCCCGGCGGUGCUUCGCAGCACCACGGCAAGCCUGAAGCAAAAAAUCAGGGUGGCAAUGGAGCAGCAGCGCCGGCGCGUCAAGAGCUGCAGCGCACUCCCUCCACAGCAGCACACGAGGCGGAUUCGGCCAAUGAAGAGAGCGACGACGCGGGUCACCCCUUCACUGUGCGCUUUCGCCGUGAGUCGGUGCCAGCUGCAGCACCGUCGUCAUUUCCCGCCAACGACGCUGCAGCUGGCACCGAACUCACAGGCGAAGGGAGAAAUUUGUUUCCGUCGGUGCGUCCGCGGCGAAAAGUGGUCACAUUUAACGAUACUCAACUGGAAGUGCACACGGAGAAGAAUUCAUCAUCAUCUGCUGCCGCCACUGUACUGCCGAGGGCGUUCCCUGCUGAUUUGGAGGAGGAAACGGCUCCCGCUUACGGUGUACUGA
This is a messenger RNA of Trypanosoma rangeli, 912 nucleotides long. RefSeq lists its product as uncharacterized. The transcript has a single exon. The coding region runs from base 1 to 912 and encodes 303 amino acids. Lineage: Eukaryota; Euglenozoa; Kinetoplastea; Trypanosomatida; Trypanosomatidae. The record is from RefSeq and is a predicted model, not a curated record.